Molecule: messenger RNA, 3525 nt
Organism: Schistosoma haematobium
Lineage: Eukaryota; Metazoa; Platyhelminthes; Trematoda; Strigeidida; Schistosomatidae
Gene: EME1
Product: crossover junction endonuclease eme1
Exons: 8
Coding region: 1-1347 (448 amino acids)
Biological process (GO): replication fork processing; double-strand break repair; mitotic intra-S DNA damage checkpoint signaling
Cellular component (GO): nucleus; Holliday junction resolvase complex
Source: RefSeq, a predicted model, not a curated record
AUGGCUGACGAACCAAAUAUAUUAACAGACUCUUCAGUUGUUCCCUGUAAAAAGCGUAAGCAGAUUGGAAAACCACAAAAUCAUGUUAAAAAAGCAGACCAGCUACUAAGAAAGUUAGAGAACCCAAACAAUGCCUAUCGCUUGAUCUCUUGUGAAUUCGAUGAAAGUAUCUUACAAAUGUCUGGUUUAUUGGCAUCCUUGACAUCGAAAUUAGAAGCUAAUUGGCAGUCGUCAACAAUACAGUAUUUAACUAAUUCAAAUGAUCCUUUGGAGAGAAGUGUUUCGCAACAAUUGCCACCUUUAAUUCAACCGAAAACUGUUAGAUUAAGUGGUCUCAAUGGUUCUGUUCCUAUCUCGUUUUCUUUCACUUGGACACGUUAUCAACCAACAAUAGACUUAUCGACUAAAGAAAAUGAAUCCAAAUCAACAGAUGAUGAAAUGUUAAACAUUAAACUUAAUCCAUUUAUCGAACCUGAAGUUGUCAUUCUGCUAACUGCUGAUCAAAUUAAAAAUCUACUCAUCAAAUCGUCUAGUGAUACUAAACAGAAAGUACACGAGAACGCAAAUCUUAUUGCGUUUGGUACUAGUUUAAUGAAUUUGAAACGACCAGUUACCUGUAUUUUCUUGACAGGGCCUACUUUUAAAUCGAAAACCAACCAUUUGUCAUCAUCAUCAUCAAAGAAUAUUUCUUCAUCGUAUAUGUCAAUUAAUGAAUUAUGCGCUGAACUACAAUUAAAUUGGCAUGUACACAGUACUCGUGUCACAUCAAAUUUACAUGAUGUUGCUAUGAUUUUAAAUGCGAUUACACGAUCGUUGGCGGAAAGGCAAUUCAAGCAAGGACGUUUAGAACGAGAUGAAGGACUAUCAUUUCUACCAAAUACUGUGCACAAAGGUUUGAGCGGUUGUGCUUCGCGUGGUCGUGGUCCUGGUAAAGCACCAAUUACUAUAAACAAUGAUUCAGAAUCACUGACUGCUAAUCAAGAACAAAAUUUACAUUUAUGGUCUAGUCGAGUAUGGCUGGGUCAACUAGGUCAGUGGCGUGGACUAACUGGUGAAAUUGCUCACGCUAUAACUUUGGUAUAUCCAACUAUAAGAUCAUUCUAUAAUGCAUGCAAAUUAGCGGAAAGUCAAUCAAACAAUCAAGGUACAAAUUAUCAAGCAACACUUUCAUCAUCUAAUCAAUUUACAGGACAAAAAUAUAUUCAUCCAUUUGAAAUAGGAUUAGCCAAUUUAGAAAUACGUCGUGGUGUUGGUGUUUUAUCAACAAAAAGACGUUUAGGUCCUGAAUUUGCUAGACGUCUAAUUAAAUUAUUCACAUCAAAGAAUCCAGAUGAAAUUGUCAAUUAAGUUUAGAGAAUGCAAUUUGUUUAUUUUCGAACAAAUUUAUUUUGUACUACUAUAAUUCAAAUUCAGUAGUAUUAUUAUUAUCUCAUCAAGUAUUCUCCUCAAUGGUUUAUGACACUUCGUGUUAACUUGUAAAUAGAUAACAGUUUUACGUCAAAUUUGUUCAUCUCAGCUUCUGGGAAUGUGUACAGAGUUCUCUUAUUUCCAUUAUAUGAAAUUUUGCUAUGACUAGUUAUAUUUUUUAUUUAAACUCAUAAAGAUUGGCACAAAGAGCCACCAAAUACACAUGCGUCACACUUCAUCAUUUGAUUUAUGUAAGUAAUGUAAUACUGCCCGGAUGCCCAAAUCGAAGCAGGUGGUUUUCUUAGAGGGCCAAACCCAGAGCCUUCGACCUAAAGGUCUAAUCCACAAGUUGAUGGAGAAACUUUAAGAGAUGCAGUCCCAUGAUAGCCGGUGACCAACAAUAGGUUCAUGCAUCAUUUGUUCCCUCAGAACCCUAGAGCCCAUGUGCACCAUUGAUUUGGAAUGAGGGUUUCCCAACCCCCAUGAAUGGAUCUUCUAUAUCCACCAUCCCGGGUAAAGCUCCAGAGAUUCGUUUCCGAUCCUGUCAAUUUCGUAAACAACAAUCCUACCGUGGGAGAGGAGUGGGUAGGACUUUCCCGGGAGUGGCUAUGUAAGCAUGGCUAUGCAAGAGCAUCUGGAGAGAGAGAGAGAGAGUCGACUCUCUCCACCCUUGGCAAUACCAGAGCAUUCGCAGGCAAUGAUAUUUUUAUGCUGUGUAUGUUGUUUUAGUGGUCAAUAUUUUAUAAAUUAAGCGAAGAAGCUAUGAUUUUCAAUCGUUUUCAUCUCCAUAUUGUGGCUAUUAAAAAUUUCGUUUGAUGCAGUAUAUUCUUAGGCGGAUUGACUCUAUUUUUACAAGUAUUUAGGUAAAAUUGCGUAAUGGCCAUUAUCCGACACCUAGAAAUUCAAAUCAUCUUCGUUGCACAAGUCAGUGGUUAUUAGAACAUAGUAUGUAAGUGGUUAACAUGUUAAACGUUUAAGACAAAAGCUACGGGGUUUCGAACUACAGUUUGGGCAUCUAUUGUAAUAUUUCCUAUGUAGGACAAAACGGAGUUUUGGCUCGACUUUGCUAACUACAUUUGGUCUUUAAAAUUGAGUUUAUGAUGUACGGAAAAAUGAUAAUAUCCAGUUGUGUGAACCUCGGUCAAUUAAACUUAAGUGCUUAAAUCAAUAUAUAACAUGAUUAAUUGAAUAUCACUGAAACUAUUUGUUUAAUAUACAUCAUUUUAGUGUUAGAGUUUAAUACUUUUAUCAUAUGAAUUACACUUACCGAAUCAUACGUUUACCAACAGCUUUUCAUAUGACCUUCAUUUGAGUUAUGUAAUAUCUUGGGUUUGUAUUGACUUUUCAAUGAUGUCAUUUACUUAAUUCUGUACACAUAGAGGUGUUGCAUCAUCAAGAAAUCCUGAACUGAUCCAAGCUACAUCAUUAAAAGCCUGAAAGGGAGCUUCAUCUUAGUAUGGGACUCCUCAAUGAUAAUACCUAUCCACGAUUCUUGCACGCGGUAAUUGGACCAAAGACCUUGUAUUUUGUGCACAAACGUUUAACCUCUAGACCACUAAGCCGUUAUCCAACAGUUUUCAAUGGUGGUUUAACUUAGAUCGUUCCGAGAUUUCAAUGAAAGUCAACUACUUCCAUAAUCCUAUACGUACAAGGUUAUCAAUGGUUUUUAAGCAUCAAAUAUAAGUUCUAUGAUAUUUUUAAAGGUAAUUAGAAGUAGUAAUCUGAAAAUAAUUUGUAGAAGGAUGGUUGCUGAUUUCAUGAAUGAGGAUUUAAAAAGAUCGUAAAAUUAGUACAGAUGAGUAAAACCAUAAAAUGGAAUAUGAGAUAGAGCAUACCUUCUUUGAACAGAAAGGUAAAGCUUGAAUUAUCGACUUGUCAAAGUUACAUCUAUUAAGAAUUUCUUCAAGUCACUUCUUCCAAAUUUGUGAAUGAUCUUCAAUUAUUAUAUCAGCACAUGAUUAAAUGCGCAGAUAUCAUACUAUUGACUGGCUUGCAUUUACUUUCAGAUAGUUAUUACAAUGUAAUGAUUGUAUAUUCGUUUAGAAAAUGAUCGAUGAGGAUGCUUUAAUGGGAAGUUUAUCCUUGAUGCACCAUCUUUUAGAAAGACAGUAAUUGCUG